UGACAGCCGUGAUGAGAAGAGGGAGACAGGGAAGGGAGAAAUAGAUGGAGAAGAAAUCCCCUUACUGCUUGAAUGUCAGUUUGGCAGCUACAGUGACUGAGCAACAUCAUCUGAGCAGGGGAGAGUGAGUUUUUUUUGUAUCUGUGAGUGGGAGAGAAUGAGAUCAGGAGUGAGGAAGGCAAAAAUAAAAGAGAGACAGAGAAAAGGAAAAAGAGAAGGAGGGAGAGAGCAAGUGUGCAGCUUUGAGGCGUUCCAUCAUCCACCAAACUCCUGCAGCUUCCCUCUUCCCUCCUCCUCCUCCUGGAGAGAGACAGAGCAACAGAGAGAAGAAGAGUGAGAGAGAGAAAGAGAGAGAGAGAAAAAGAGAGCAAGAGAGUCAGGCUUGCAAGCCAGCGGAGAAGAGACGUCAAGAGGAGGAUCUACAGAGGGAGAAAAAAAAUCCUUCUCUCUCUUCUGCUGCCUCUCUUCGUGCAUCCUACGGGCAGCGAGGAGCGAGGAGGAUCCGGCUGGCAUAUUUUCUACGCUGCUUCCCCGUGAUUUCUGUGGCUGUAUCACAGUGGGUGGAGCGCAGGGAGAGCCGCCGAGAGCUCGAUCGGUGACACCGCUCCGCAGCAGAAGAGUACUGUAGAAGAGUCGGGAUGCUUAACAACCUGACCGACACAGAGGAGGGGGACGGGGGAGCGCAAAGCCAGGGUGACAGUAACCCCAAGGAGAACAGCCCCUUCAUCAACAGCAGUGAUGCUGCCGAAGAGAAGACCCAGCAGUAUGACGGCAAGAACAUGGCCUUGUUUGAGGAGGAGAUGGACACAAGUCCUAUGGUGGCAUCUCUUCUCAGCAGCCUGGCAAACUACUCCAACCUGCCACAAGGUAGCAAGGAGCACGAGGAGGCCGAGAACAACGAGGCUGAGUCAUCGCGCAAGAAACCCGUCAAGGCCCCCUCUCUCGGCACUCUGAUGGGCGUCUACCUGCCCUGCAUCCAGAACAUCUUCGGAGUGAUCCUCUUCCUCAGGAUGACCUGGUUGGUGGGAAUUGGAGGUGUCAUUGGGACUUUCUUCAUAGUCUUCAUGUGCUGUACCACAACCCUGCUGACUGCCAUCUCGAUGAGUGCCAUCGCUACCAAUGGAGUAGUGCCAGCUGGGGGCUCCUACUACAUGAUAUCCCGUUCACUGGGCCCUGAGUUUGGGGGAGCCGUGGGGAUCUGUUUCUAUCUGGGGACAACCUUCGCUGGAGCGAUGUACAUCCUGGGGGCCAUUGAGCUCCUCCUGAUCUACAUAGCACCCAAAGCGGCCAUCUUUCCCCUGGAGGGCCUGGAGGGUGCCGAAGCAGAGGCCGCCCUGCUGAACAACAUGCGUGUGUACGGCACCAUCCUGUUGACCUCCAUGGCCACGGUGGUGUUUGUGGGCGUGAAGUACGUGAACAAGCUGGCCCUGGUGUUUCUGGCCUGCGUCAUUCUCUCCAUCCUGGCCGUCUACGCCGGGGUCAUCAAGACCGCCAUCGACGCUCCCGAUUUCCCUGUGUGUCUCUUAGGCAACCGCACUUUGGUGUGGAAGUCCUUCGAUGUGUGUGCCAAGACGGUUGAGACAGCUAAUGGGACAGUCACCACCCAGCUGUGGCGCAUCUUCUGUGACUCACCUUUCCUCAACGCUACCUGCGACAAGUACUUUACAGCCAACAAUGUGACUCAGAUCCAGGGCAUCCCAGGGGUCACCAGUGGAAUCCUGACAGACAAUCUGUUUGGGACCUACUAUGAAAAGGGGGAUCUGAUUGCCAAAAAGUUCACACAGUCAGCGGAAGACCAGGAUGACCCUCUGACCAACUCCAACCGCUACGUGUUGGCCGACAUCACCAGCUUCUUUACAUUGCUGGUCGGCAUCUACUUCCCCUCUGUGACAGGUAUCAUGGCUGGCUCCAACCGCUCCGGAGAUCUCCGUGAUGCCCAGAAGUCAAUCCCCAUUGGAACCAUUGCAGCUAUCUGCACCACCUCUUUUGUCUACAUGUCCAGUGUGGUUCUGUUUGGUGCCUGCAUCGAGGGUGUGGUCCUCAGGGACAAGUUUGGAGAGGGAGUCCACGGGAAUUUGGUGAUUGGCACAUUGGCUUGGCCGUCACCAUGGGUGAUCGUGAUUGGCUCCUUCUUCUCCACCUGCGGUGCGGGGCUGCAGAGUUUGACAGGUGCUCCUCGUCUCAUGCAGGCUAUCGCCAAGGACGGCAUCGUGCCCGCCCUUCGGAUAUUUGGCCAUGGAAAGGCCAACGGUGAACCUACAUGGUCCCUGCUGCUGACAGCUUGUAUCUGUGAGAUCGGCAUCCUCAUUGCUUCCCUGGAUGCUGUGGCUCCCAUCCUCUCCAUGUUUUUCCUGAUGUGCUACAUGUUUGUGAACUUGGCCUGUGCUCUGCAGACACUGCUAAGGACUCCAAACUGGAGGCCCCGCUUCAAGUUCUACCACUGGGCUUUGUCCUUCCUGGGGAUGAGCUUGUGUCUCACUCUGAUGUUCCUCUGCUCCUGGUACUACGCCAUCGUCGCCAUGGUUAUUGCCGGCUCCAUCUACAAGUAUAUCGAGUUUGCAGGUGCGGAGAAAGAGUGGGGUGAUGGGAUACGAGGUCUGUCUCUGAGCGCUGCACGUUACGCUCUCAUGCGGCUGGAGGAAGGUCCACCGCACACCAAGAACUGGAGGCCCCAGUUGCUGACGCUGGUUAGUACAGACUCAGAGCAAAACGUGGAGCAGCCUCGUCUGCUCUCUCUGACCAACCAGCUGAAGGCAGGAAAAGGUCUGACCAUUGUUGGAACAGCUCUAGAGGGCACCUACCUAGAGAACAGCGAGCAGAGCCAGCGUGCAGAGAAGGCGCUGCGCAAACUGAUGGAGACUGAGAAGGUGAAAGGCUUCUGUCAAGUGACCGUGUCCUCAAACCUGCGUGAUGCCACCUCCCAUCUCCUCCAGGCCAGUGGGCUAGGAGGCCUGAAACAUAACGCUGUGUUGGUAUCCUGGCCACGCAACUGGAGACAGGGAGACGAGCACCAGACCUGGAGAAACUUUGUUGAGUUGGUCAGAGAAACCACCGCCGCUCACCUGGCCCUGCUUGUCCCGAAGAACAUCUCGGCCUUCCCGUCCAAUGGAGAACGCUUCUCUGAGGGUCACAUUGACGUGUGGUGGAUUGUCCAUGAUGGAGGCAUGCUGAUGCUGCUGCCCUUCCUCCUCCGCCAGCACAAGGUUUGGAGGAAGUGCAAGAUGCGCAUCUUCACUGUGGCCCAGUUGGACGACAACAGCAUCCAGAUGAAAAAAGACCUGACCACAUUCCUCUAUCAUCUCCGUAUCGACGCCAUGGUGGAAGUUGUAGAAAUGCAUGACAGUGACAUCUCAGCCUACACUUACGAGAAGACCCUGGUGAUGGAACAACGGUCGCAGAUGCUCAAACAGAUCAACCUGAGCAAGAAUGAGCGUGAGAGAGAGAUCCAGAGUAUCACUGAUUCAUCCCGCGGGUCAAUCCGCCGUAAGAACCCGGCUGCCGUGACGACCCAGCUGAGUGUGACCGAGGACCCGCCAGCAGCCAGCAAGGAGGAGAAGCCUGAGGAAGAGUCAAAGUCGGCCUCUUCCCCUGUGUCCCCCCCCGCCCAGGUCCAGCUCAUCCACGACAACACCACCCCAACCAGCCCCGCAACCCCAGCCACCCCGCUGACCCCCGCAGAGGAGGCAAAGAGCCCCGGGGAGCAGAUCCAGAUGACCUGGACUGAGAAGUGUGACGGUGAGCCGGCCAAACCGCCUGGCGCAGCCACACCAGAGGGCAUCAAAGACAUCUUCAACAUGAAGCCCGAGUGGGAGAACCUGAACCAGUCCAAUGUGCGGCGUAUGCACACAGCGCUCCGGCUGAAUGAAGUCAUCAUCAAAAAGUCCUCAGAGGCCAAGCUGGUCCUCCUCAACAUGCCCGGGCCACCCAAGAACAGGACAGGUGACGAAAACUACAUGGAGUUCCUCGAGGUCCUCACUGACGGUCUCAACCGGGUCCUGCUGGUCCGCGGAGGCGGCCGCGAGGUUAUCACCAUCUACUCCUGAAAGAGCAGCCCCCUCCCUGUCCCCUCCCCCCCGCCCUGUCCCUGUGUCAACCUUGCUCCCACACUCUCAUCAACGCUGCUUCAUCUUUAUGUUUCCUCUCACCCCUUAUUUCUGUAAGAUAGUCCUCUCACACCCAACCAACAGCCCUGCUCAGCUUCAGCACCUUUCCCUCCGCUCCAUGCCCAGCAGACCGAUGAGCGCUAUCACACGCUCAGCUGUAACUACCGUCAGCUCUCGACUCAUUCAAAUGCUAUCUAGAUUUGUUCUCGAAGAGACUUCUUUUCCUCGCUAGUCUUCAAUCUACUGUUAUAACUGGCAUUGAGUCGGAGUCACUCUGCAAGGAGGAGGUGGUGGUGGUGUUGUUGGGUGUGGGUUGUUAUGCCGAGGUGUGAGCGCACAUGCAUGUUUGUGUCCAUCUUUGUUAAAAACCUUUGCAUUCCUUUUGGUUGAGUUAUUUCCUUUUUAAGCGUAUGUUUUUUUAAUAUAAGUGUGGCAUAACAGCAUCAGCUUCUGCUUGAAAAGGAAAACAAGAGCCGUACUGAAACGAGCUCGAUGUAGGAUUGUCUGUUUAGUUCCGUUGUGGUGAUCGCACACCUCCCACAGCGCUCCAACCUGUUGUCUUCAAUGUGAUUUAUCUUUCAAGGCAAAAAGACACUGCUACCCACGGUCAGGACCACCAGCUGGAAGGAGAACAGAGUCCUUAAGUACGAACUGUGAAAUUCACAUUGGUUUUCAAAGAAGACUGAAAAGGCAUGUGGAUCAAACCUUCAGUAUUAUCUUUAACCUGAUUACUCCUUAGCAUGGCGUCCUUAUAGCUGUGUGGGUGUUUCUACUCCACUUGUUGUGAUACCGCCAUCACUGUCUUUCUACCUGUCCUCCUUUCAACUGAUUUCUUAGUGGCUGUUCAUCCCCGUGGCCACUGUUAGUGCCAAAAAAAAUACAACAAGGCUAGCUUAGUUUGUAGAGAUUGACACGUAAUUAAAACUGUGAAUAGUGCGUUUCCUACCAGAAGGCUGGUGUAACAGUAGGGAGACAGUACAAACACCCCGAGGAGAUUGUCAUUGCCAGCACCCCUCGACUCUCGUGUGGAUCACUGUAAAUAAUGUACAAGCUCUGACGCGUUGUUCAGUAUGAGUGUGGUAUUUUUGUGACAUACUAAAAAGCUUCUAGUGGAGAGAAAACAUUCCUUCGCUGAGAGGGACAGCUCGAAAAACGCUGUUUUCAACGUUUAUUUAUCUAUUUAUUUAUUGGAUGGCAUAGGCUCCUGUCACUAUGGUAACCGUCAUUGUAACCCCAACAAGCACUGCACCUGCACUGUCCGCCACUGUGCGACAAAGUGAACCUUUGAUGAAUUCAUCCAAUUCAUCAAAUUUAAAAAAAAACAGAACACUAAAUGUUAUUUUUUCAUCUAGAGAACAAAUAUGUAUUUAUGUUUAUAGACAAAAGUUACACAUAUUUAUGAAAUAGUUGUAUGUCAUUUUGACUGUCACUCAAAGAUAUAUUGUUGUUUUUGCCUAAUUUAGAUUACAUUAAAUGUGCCAUAUCAAAGUAUUUUUCAAAGACAAAUAGUGAACAAAAAUUCUAUUGAAUUAGAGGGAACAAAGUGUGCUAAAAAAAAAGGAAAACUACAUGAAACUAGUACGGUAACAGUAGGAUGACACCGUAGUUGGAAAGUUGCCCAAUAGAUGAUAAAAGAAUAGAUGUUCGGACGCUCAGAGUAGUAGCCGGUAUAUCAGCUGUUACAGAGGUGAGACUUUGAACAUCUGUCCAUUGAUUAUUUAAAGGGUCAAGUCCAAAUAAAUGGAGAGGACAAUGGCUUCUGUAGCUAGGAAACUCACGUUGUCCACAAGACUCAACUCUAUGCAGUAGACUCUCCAGGGAGAUUUUCUAUCCUCUAGAUUGGUUAAGAUUUGAGCCUGACUGAAUGAGUGGUAAGCAAAAUCAUAUUUAGCUUCAAAAAGUGCAUCUUGGAAGGAAUGUGCAAUAGUUGAAAUCUGGACUCAUGUGAUCAUCUUAUUUAUUUUUUUACACAUAUUUUGUAUAUGUAGAUUUCGUAAGUCUUUAAAAGGACAGCUGUCACUUUACUUUAUUUCUGGGGGUUUUUCUGGAAAAACUGUUUUUUGGUCAUUUGCACUUGUAGUAGAAAUAUGAAUAUAAAUAAAUGAAUACGUAUAUAUAUAUAUAUACAGUAUAUACAAUAUAGGGAAGCAAAACAAAUUAGUUUCUAGAACUAUUUACCAACAGUAUUUAAUGUUUUUAGUGUUGCUUGAAUGUCGGACCAUAUGUUGUGAAUGCUGCUAGUAUCAAUAGAUUUCUUUGUACUGUAAAUAGAGAUGACUAAGCAACAUUAAAGAUGAAAAAGGGUAUAGACAUACAUAUCAGUGGUGGUGGUUGUUGUUUAACAAGACGAGGCUUUACCUGGAAACAUUGGGCCUGAGAUCUCUAGACAGCGUUAGCUUUGUGUUUUUAUUACGAAACUAUACUGAAUACCUUGAUGCAAUAUUACACAAACGAGGGCCGAUCCCCCACCUGUUUAUUCUCUUUAAAAAAAUCUAAUAACUAAACUCUGGGUUAUUACCAUGUUUAAUCCCUUAAGUAAAGUGAACCAAUUUUAAUGCACCAGAUUAUUAAUUUACGUAUUUUCCUUAAAAGAAAUUUACAGGAAUCACCUAAAUGUUUAAAAAUGAAUAUUUAUCUGCUAAACGUUACUGUUUGCAAAUUUCUAACAUAGCUACCUUUGACACCUGUGACACUUAAGAAGCAGCAACUCCUAGUUUUUGAAGAUUUUAGGGUGCCAAGUCAUGCCCAUUUUCUUUAAUAUGCUUGUCUCUUAACUCUGACACAGAGGUUGUUUAACGCUCCCUUGGGUUUGUGAAGAACACGGCUACUUUGGGAUUGUCUCCACAACAUUGCCUGCAUCAACUGAGCCUUUUAAAAAUGUAUUCAAAAAGAAAAGAUAUAUCUGAUGUUUAUUGGAGAGGUUUAUGGAAAUGAAUUUAUUUAUUGAAUUAUAAAUGUUUUAUAAUUGCUGUUUGCAUGGUACUAUGUGGCAAUAUUUGUUUUAGUGGUUUCUAUAGUGAUGACUUCCAUGUCUGAGGUGCAGAGGGGGGUGAAAGGCUGUCAGACGUUCUCGCCUCAUAUCGACUCUGGAGUGUUACUGACACUACUGUUAGUGACACGGCUAGAAACCUUGAAAACAAGUCUUUUGCAAAAAAUAAGAAAAGUAUGAGUUCAUUAUAUUGUUACUUGUUAUAUUUCAAUCUUGCUCAAAUAGUCUUAUGUAACGCAAUAGGAGAUUUUGAGUUUGCGGAUGGAUGAGCCGUAGAAUUGGUCAUUUCACCUUUUGUAAAUAUAGAUCAUUGAGUCAGAGACACUAUAACCUACUAGUGUUGUCUUUUGUUGUACACUGUUCUAUCACUGUCGACAAAGUCUUAGCGUUUUGUAAGAUUAUGUGCAAUAUUGUUCUCACAUUGGUACGUUUUUACAUUUUGUCACAGGUAUGUUAUUAAUUUUCUAGAAACAACUGGAGGUGUCACUUUAUUUCAUGAGAAUGUUUGUCACCAGGUGUUACAGACAAUAAAGGUCUGCAGUGUUCAUCCCAAAUGUGGCUGAGACAGCAAAGCACUUUACACUGAGGGGGUACUCUGUGACAGGAUCAGUCUGCAGGAGUGGGGGGGGGGGUCUAACAAGAGCCAGCCUGCUCUGUACAGACUCUAUCCCACAGUGACCUCUGGGGGCUUACGAGUGUAUUAAAGCCAGCCAUGGAGGUCUGAGAGCUCAGACCACAAAACAGAAUUAAUUCCCAUCGUGUUUGAGCAGUUUUUCCCAACUGCCAUAAUCUGGAGACCUACCUGCUGAUUUAGUUUACAUCUUAUCUUUUCAGCAUUCUCUUGGACAUUUAGCAUGCAUCACAUUCUUUCAAUUUUUUCUUUUUUUUUGGCAAACGUCAUCAAAAAAAAGAAUAAUAGUAACUGUUAAAUUUAUAGUGCUUGUCACUCAAUCUGUGAGGUGAGCCUUCCCAGAAUCCCUCCUCCACACCCCCAACCCUCUCUCCUCACCCCAUCUGCCCCAAAUCCCUGGCCUCCCCCAUCCCAGCCACUAAAUCCACCCCAGCUCUGUAUUUUAAAUGUGAUUGCAGUAUAAUUCUGAAAAAUGAUCAAAGAAUAUAAAACUCGCGCUUCCAAUUCUGGCACCGGCUCUGCUUGGACGACACAAGAUAGUCGACUUAAAAACCAGCACGCCCCCCUCUCCCCACAACUGAUCCAUGACUAAGAUCAGAUCUUUCGCCUGCACAACUGUAGCAUGAGACAAACUUGCCGGUGAUCAUUACUCAGUCUCCAUCCUUAAAUGGAUAUUAAGGGCUCUGAAACACAUCUGUUACCGGGUUGAGGAGGCUGUCCUGUUAAGACACCAACAGAGAAAAUAUCAAACAAGUCCCAGAUCACGGCAGAGACGGCACACGCAGUGUGGAGCUCAGAUAACAUCGUACCCUUUAGUUGAUAUUCACAGAAGCAGCAGACAGAUGUGCCUGAUGUUGGAGGCAAAGCUGCACUUACAUCACACACAGCCAACCUCUCUGGGAGCUAAAGAGAAGAAGUCAAGUGGCUAUCCACGCCGUGCGAGCAGAGCCGGGUCCCAGUCAUGUUGUGUAACUCAGUGCAUGCAUGCAACUACCCUGAACAAGGUGUAUUGAAAAUAUAUUGGGUGUUUGUGGUAUAAAAGUAUUUUGUUUAUAUCAGUUGGGAACUUUUCUUUCUAGUAGUAUAUAUAUUUUUCUUUCUCUUUCCUUAGGACUGGCCAAUCAUUGUAUCCAAGAUGAAUAUUAUUAUAGUACAAGAUUCUAUUUUUAUGGUCGAUUUAUUGACAGGGUCUUCUUAUUGUGUCAAAUAUUAUCUGGAGAUAAACUGAUUACCAAAGUAUAUUUCAGUUAACUACAUACGUGAUGGUGUGCAAAUGUGUGCUCCCGUGAAUUAGACGCAGACAAGUGAAUACUGUUUACUAUUUUACAUUUUGUAACAAUUAUCAUUAAUAGAUUUUAAAAAGAAGUUUGUGUCAAUGGGGUAAAUCUAUGAAAGUGCCAAAGUAGAAGGGGAAGCCUGCAAAUCCACAAUUUGGUGGAAGUUGCAUGAAAAGGCAGCCUGUCCAAAACGGUUUAUUUACCCGCUUUUCAGUUAAUAACUAAGGUUUAGGCUAUUUCUUGUCAGUUAUAUUCAGUCAAUGUAUUACGUACAAAGGUUACCAAUCCCCAAAACUCGUCAGUCAUGUUGACAUUCUGGCCUUUAAAGAAAAAAGACUGGAAAUGGGGAAACUGUCUAACAGUUACAAAAUCCGCCCAGCAACAGUUCUAAAGCUCCUUUAUUAACUCCUUGUAUCGGGUUUGUUUAAUCCAUUCGAAACCAAAGUAUUAAAAAAAUUAUACAAAUUUACAUAUACACAUAUAUUUCACUAGAAUUGUAACUUGUAUGAUUUCAUGUGAAAAAUAAAAAUAGACUGAAUGAUUGAUGGCCGUUUAAAUAUUAGAUUUAAUCUUCAGGGACUGGUCCCAACGGGAAGUAGAACGUUCCAUAACCUCAUAAAACGUUUUUUACAAAGAGCCAUUAUCCAAUCGGUGUGCUUCAUAUUUAACUGACAGACGAGAGGUAUCGAUUUCCUCAUUUUCCUUUUGGGAACAAGCCAUUUCCCGGAAUUAAUUUUCCUUUUAUACUUUAUGGCCUUUGACAAAUUCGGUAUUUCAUU
Messenger RNA from Etheostoma cragini (Arkansas darter), 9779 nucleotides. It is a transcript of the gene slc12a5a, whose product is annotated as solute carrier family 12 member 5a. Lineage: Eukaryota; Metazoa; Chordata; Actinopteri; Perciformes; Percidae. Gene Ontology annotation, molecular function: potassium:chloride symporter activity. Gene Ontology annotation, cellular component: membrane. Bases 639 to 4043 code for a protein of 1134 amino acids. The transcript has 26 exons. The record is from RefSeq and is a predicted model, not a curated record. Gene Ontology annotation, biological process: potassium ion homeostasis; chemical synaptic transmission; chloride ion homeostasis.